AUGCUACCUCCAACCAGCAGCUUCAUCGGGAGUGGUGACUCGUCCUUGAGCUUGAUCGGCAUCGCGCGAGGAGCCACAACGGCAGUUCAGGGCGCCGAUUCAUUGGCCUCGGUCUCACAUCAUCGUCGCACCCAAAGCCUGUUCCCGUUACAUGAAUUGUCCAUAGGCAGUGGGUCAACGUCGAUCGAACAUACUUUAACCGCUACCCUCGCUCACCCACUUUGCUGUACCAGAUCUCCCAUCCUUGAAGGCGCCCACUGGCAUGAAUAUCUGCGCCGGCUCCACCUCGAGGAGCUUUGCAACCGUCGCGAAAAACGUCUCGGCGCGCGUACAAUUCCCCACCUUCCACUUCCCGCCCGCUACCACCCCUGGCGCACUAUCUUCAUCUUCAAUCCUGCCUUUUCCACGAAGGCCAUCCCACAAGCUCAAGCGUACACUCUCGAUCGACACCGCCCUUGCCUCGGCAAGUUUCAAUCGACGUCCACGAAAGUUCGUCAUCACUGCGGAUGAGAACGAUCAAGAAGCUGGGCUGCUCCCUCCAGGUCGACCAGGCUCACCAUUCGAGUUGCGUCGAGUUGAGACCCAUGGCAUGAGAUCUGAAGGCUUAAGCAACAAUCAGCAAGUCACGAGUUUUGUGGAUGCAGCAUCAAAUUCGACUUCGAUUUGGACUGCCCCGCCGGGAAUAACCGCGACCGUUCGAACACCAGCCCCGCCGCUAUCGCUUCGACUUCCGCAGGCUUCAUCGAACAACGACUCCUCGCGCUCGGACAUUCAAGAUCAAAGCACAGUGACUGUGACAUUCCCUGACCCCAUUUCAGGGCAACGUAACACCAGCAAACACCGUGUUCCAUCUCGAUCUGAGAACGUUCAGGCUUUCGAGCGUCGAGGGCUUUGCAGAUCGGCUCGCGCAUCAGUCAGCUCCUACGACGACCCAAGUGAUGGCAGCGAUUAUUCGACGGGUGGUCCGCGUCGUGCGUCGACCUCUCAACUUAGUUUUCGGAGUAAUUCAGCCUCUCGACAGGCGGUAUCGGUGGCAACCUCGACGAGUGAUAACGAGGACGACAACGAUCUUGCACCGCCCCUGUCGUCGAGGUUGAGUUACCCCGACGACGCGCGCAAGAUCACCGAAGCCGGGGCUGCGCUGCGCUUGCAAUCCUCGAGGGCGCAAGACAUGUCUGAAGAAAAAGGAAGGGUGUUGUUUGCCAAGACAUGGUUGAAAAGCUGCUACGAGCCGUUCAGAGGGUUCAAUGUCAGUCGCUCGGCGCUGUACGCCAGCUACGUCAACGCGUGUCAGCGCUUCAGUGUCUCGGCUCUCAAGUGAGCCUUCAAUUUGAAUGGUAUUAAGGCAAAUACUGAUUCCAGCUGUAUUUUCUAUCCUUUGCCAGCAUUUCCGCCUUCGGCAGGAUAAUCCGCGCCGUUCAUCCCAAGGUUCUCACUCGACGCUUGGGUGGUCGCGCUGAUUCGCGCUACCACUACAUCGACUUUCGUCCCUCCAACAGUCGGGAAUACAACACACUCUUUGCCAGUGAAUCACACAGGCAUACCGACAAUGCAGCCUCAGGUCCACCAACUCGACUCCCUUCACCUUUCAGGGCUGCAGACCCUGUGGCUGUUGUCGCUGAGCUUCCAGAGAUGAGAAUUGGUGAGGGGUCGACCUCAGUUGCUCAAAACGCUGUCGAGUUAGGGGAGGCAAUCCUCACGGUCAGGGAACUCGUCAAGUCUGCGGAGAAGGUCCAGCCGAGAUCUUUGACGCGUCGAAGGACAACAUCGGUGAAGCCGACCCGAGCCCCUGUCCCAUCGCGACGGCCGACUUGGGCCAGUGGAAGGCUCGUUGUACCCAAUAUCAAGCUAGAGGAGUGCCCAAUCACGCCCAUACUGGAUUCGUGUUUUUUUCGGUCUUUCGAGGGCGUGUUUGAUGUAGACAAGUACGAAGAUCAAAGUGAGGCGCGAGCGUUUUGGCAGAGCUUGGAGAUGCACUUUUCUCGCCUCGAGGAGGCGGUGCGACUGGAGAAAUACGAGUGAGCCACUUUCAAACUUGUCGAACUACUUUUUUACCAGCUGACGGGGUCUUUUGUGAAGCUUAUUUUUGGAUGAGCUGAAAGAAUGGUGGACCAAUCUCACUGCGGACGAGUGCGAGAUCGCUGUGACGCCGGCGGCAAGUCGGAGCAUCUAUCGUGCGUUUGUGGCAAUCUAUGAGGUGCGUGCACUGUCUAGUGAAGCUCCUGAAACUCGGGUUUGCUGAUGGGUAUGUCGGCGCACCAGUUGGUCUUGGACAGCUCGAGAAAAGCUUUGCUUGCUCUGGCACCACUCGCUCAGCUGGAGAGCCUCGGGAUCUUGGCGGCCAAGGUAAGAUAUGCUUCUUUUCCGCCGUCGUCGUUGAAAAAACAGCAACGAGGUUGAAUCUUCGCGCCCGUAGAUCGGACCUGCGACUGUGGAUGCGCUACAGGACUUUUCCGACACGUUCUUUUUCGAUACGCUCGUCGGGCUGAGCAAGCAGGUCGGACCACUCUGUGCACUCAGUCAAAGCUGUCGAGUCUGGGUGGGUCGUGAACCACUUGAGCGUUCGUUCCUACACCUUGAAACUUAUUCCCAACGCUUUGUCGCGCACACCAGGCGAACAAAUUGCAGAGCAGUCUGGGCGCGCAACAAGCUUGGGACGAGUUUGAGCAAGUCUGGCGCUCCGUCAACACUGUGCUUAUUCAGAACAGAUGCGAACUCAUCCAGGCCGUCGAUUCGACUCUCUUCCACACCUAUACGGCGCUUGUUGAGGUCUUGUUCGAGGUGUCUAUCUCUUCUCCCUCGAUCGAAUCCCGUCUGGGAAGGGUCAUCGAACAUGCCGCCCUGAGCUUUGAUGACUUGCUGCGGGGACAGAAGGAUAGCGCUUCGAUUCUUGCGGAGUACAACUUGAUCGGAUCGCAGAUCGCGAGAGAACUCUCUUUGAGGUGAGCUCGGAAAAUAUAUUGAUGAGACACCUAUUGAGCUCAACGCGUUGUUACCGCUGUCACAGUCAUCCCCGCGUUGCAGUUCACUUUCAAAGUCUGCACUUCCUCAUCGAAGAUUUACUCGUACUGCACGUGAGUGGCAGAUAUCUGACAAGUGACAGAUCAACUGGACGACCGCAAACUUUACGAAUGUGCAGGUACUUCAAGGACAAGUCUUGCAAACGGAGAGAAUCGUAUCUGCCCCAGUGGUCAAACCGGCCGUGGCCACCAGUCAGAUUGCCACGCUCGGUGCGAUCGAAUCAGAGCCCGAAGGGACGGGUCCACCGGUUGCCGACAAAAUGGCUGAGCCUGCUGAGGUCGUGGAAAAAAGUGAAGGGUUGCUUUUAGUGAGCUCGGAGCCGCUUCCAACAACAGCCUUGUCGGAACACCCUUCAUCGCCAGCUCGUGACUUGACCACGUUUGCCAGUCCGCCGAGGAUGAUCGAUUCUGGGCCGGAGGUCGUCACCUCGCUCCCAAUCCCAAGCAUCGUUCGUCAAUCCCCGGCGGCUUUAUUGAUCGACAAAUCCCACUCUAUCUCUUCCGCCCCCGUGUGGAUGCCCCCUCGUCGAGCCCCGCUGGUAGGCCAAGCCGUCCAACGCGCCAACCUGGCCCAAGAUCUCCUUGCACUCGAAUCACCACCCCCUUUCGUGCUUUCGUCGACGAUGCAGCAAAGUCUCGCCGAUCGACAACGUGAAGUCGGACCUGCUCGUUCAAAGUUGCCUGUAAGUGCGGGCCACGAAAUGUCGAGUGAGAGGCGGGGGCUGUGUCAGCCUCCUUCGGGGUUUGAGGUGGGACGGUUUGAUGAUGAAGGGGUCGGGUCGAGUACGGCGGCGGCGGCGGUCGGGGCGAAAGGAGGGGCUUUGUUGGAUCCGGCGGGUUUGACGGAUGAGGUGCCUAACACAGCAGCGUUUUAUGCUGGUUAUUGGCGUUGA
Microbotryum saponariae is the source of this 3913-nucleotide messenger RNA. NCBI's taxonomy places the organism in Eukaryota, Fungi, Basidiomycota, Microbotryomycetes, Microbotryales, Microbotryaceae. The record is from the annotation of a GenBank genome assembly.